AUGUCUAUGAUCACAACGGCAACAUGGGCACCGCGAGGAUUCGCGGCGCCUUUCCCACAAAAGUACGACUUUGACGAGGAAGAAUUCGAGCGCAUCGCCUCGUUGGCUAAGCUCAACUUGGAUGAUGCGAACGAUGAUCUCGAGGAGGCGAGAGCAAAGGAGGAAAAGGGAAGCUCAGAUACGGAGGACUCAAAGAAGGCCUCUGACGCAAUCAAGGAUGACAUUGAAAUUGAUGACGACCUGAAAGAGUACGACCUCGAGCAUUAUGACGACGACCCAGAGGAGGACAUAGAAGUUGCGCAGAGCAUGGGCAUGUUCGGCAACGUCAAAUCACUUGCAUACUACGAAAACAACAAGGCGGACCCCUACAUCACGAUACCAGACGAGGUAGACGACAACGAGGAACGAGAAGAGCUACAAAUCCUUGCGACAGACAACCUGGUGCUCGCUGCGAAGGUCGAGGACGAAUUGGCACAUCUGGAGGUCUACGUAUACGAAGAUGAUUCCGACAAUCUCUACGUACAUCACGACAUCAUGCUUCCUGCCAUACCCCUGUGUGUCGAGUGGCUAGACAUCGCCUGCGGAAAGUCAAGUGUCGACAAGGAUGCGACAGCCAACUUUGUGGCUGUUGGCACCAUGGAUCCCGAUAUUGAGCUAUGGGACCUUGACACAGUGGACUGCAUGUACCCGAAUGCAAUCCUGGGACAAGGAGGCAACCCCGAGGAUGAAAAGAAGAAGAAGAAAAAGAAGAAGUCGAAGAAGGCGAAUGACGAAUAUCAUGUCGACGCAGUGCUGUCGCUUGCAGCGAAUAGAAAACACAGGAACCUGCUGGCUUCCGCCUCUGCUGACAAGACUGUCAAGCUAUGGGACCUUCACACGGCAAAGUGCGCCAAGUCUUACACCUACCACACGGACAAGGUCUGCUCUCUCGCAUGGCAUUCCGUCGAAUCUACGGUCCUCCUGAGUGGCAGCUACGACCGCACCAUCGUCGCGGCAGACAUGCGAGCGCCAGAUGCAAAGCCAUCCAGGUGGGGUGUUGAGAGCGAUGUCGAGAAUGUGCGGUGGGACCCGCACGACCCAAACUUCUUCUUCGUAUCUACCGAGAACGGUGUUGUCCACUACUACGACAUCAGGAACGCGCCUUCAGAUCCGGCCAAGAGCAAAGCAGUAUGGACACUACAGGCACACGACCAGUCCGUUUCGUCAUUUGACCUGAACAGCGCAAUACCCGGGUUCAUGGUGACAGGGUCUACAGACAAGACGGUCAAGCUCUGGAAUAUAACAUCCACGGGUCCUUCAUUGGUAGUGUCCCGUGACCUUGAUGUUGGAAAGGUCUUCUCCACGGCAUUUGGGCCUGAUCCAGAGGUCGCUUUCCGGCUAGCAGUGGCGGGCAGCAAAGGCACAAUGCACAUCUGGGACACCAGUACGAACGUGACAGUGCGUCGUGCGUUCGCUGGCAAACUUCCUGAUGUGAAACCGGACGAAGAGAUCAAGGAGAGGCUGGUUGGUAUUGCUAAUGAUGAGAGCGACUCUGAUGAUGACGAUGAAGAGGAGGAAGAGGAGGGUGAGGGCGAGGGGGACGGAGAUGAAUCCAUGGAUGAUGAUUAG
Messenger RNA from Diaporthe amygdali, 1608 nucleotides. RefSeq names its product periodic tryptophan protein 1. The transcript is spliced from 2 exons. Gene Ontology annotation, biological process: rRNA processing. The coding region runs from base 1 to 1608 and encodes 535 amino acids. Gene Ontology annotation, cellular component: nucleus. Lineage: Eukaryota; Fungi; Ascomycota; Sordariomycetes; Diaporthales; Diaporthaceae. Gene Ontology annotation, molecular function: protein binding. The record is from RefSeq and is a predicted model, not a curated record.